Messenger RNA from Lates calcarifer (barramundi perch), 5732 nucleotides. RefSeq names its product collagen, type XXVII, alpha 1a (gene col27a1a). The transcript is spliced from 61 exons. Gene Ontology annotation, molecular function: extracellular matrix structural constituent. The record is from RefSeq and is a predicted model, not a curated record. The coding region runs from base 390 to 5678 and encodes 1762 amino acids. NCBI's taxonomy places the organism in Eukaryota, Metazoa, Chordata, Actinopteri, Centropomidae.
GCAUUUGCCAUCGCUUUACCCACAGAAAGCCUAUUUAAAAAGGAAAGGGAUGAGUCCAACGCUCCUGACUCCGUAAACCCCCCAUCCAAAAAGAACCCAGCUUUCUCUCCGGCUGCGCGUCCCUCAAUCUGGAUCGGCAUAAAUGAAUGAAACACAGGGGAAUAUCGACAGACAACCGCACAGGAAAACUCUCUGUCAAACCAGCCUGCCAGAAGGAAUUUAUGUCGGGCUUGACAGGCAAUUCAACAUGAGUUUUUCCCUCUGGAAGUUCACCUCAAGCUUGUCAAAUGUGUAAAACGGCGACCGGUGUCUUCUGCUGCCCCCCUUGCAAAGGAGUCACGCUGUGAUUAACGGAUCAGGUUUUUGACUGCCAGGACAAAUGAAUACAAAUGAAUUUAGGUACCCGAAGGAGAGAUUGCAGAACCUCUCAUCUAGACACAAAGAGAGCCCUAUUGCUCUGCACCGUUUUAUAUUGUACUUGUUACCUGGGACUUACACAAGUACACUCUGAAGAUGUGGACAUCCUCCAAAAGUUGGGGCUUAAGGGAGAGAAGCUGUCACGCUCGGUGCCAGCAGGGGUCAUUCCAUUCAGAUCAGGGAUCAUCCUCAACCAGCGGGCGCACAUCGAGGCUCCAUUGCGCUCGGUCUUCCCAGCGGCCAUCUGGCCCAACCUGGCACUGGUCCUGAGUGUGCGCUCACACCGCAUCAACAGUGCUUUCCUCUUCACCCUGCUCUCAGACCGCAGGAAGCUCCUUCUUGGUCUGCAGCUUGUACCGGGCAAUCUUGUCCUUCACACGGGACCAAACACCUCGGUGGCACUGCCCUAUGAGCCCCAUGAUGGUCAGUGGCACCAACUGGCAGUUGGAAUAAAUGGACAGAGAGUGACUCUAUAUGCCUCCUGCGGAGAGCAGAGUGUUCAUGCAGACUUUGGGUGGGACAGUGAGGAGGGACUGGCUCCAGAGCUCCAGAGCUCCUUCCUGCUGGGGCGAACAAGCCAGCAGCAAGCCUCAGCACACUUUGAAGGAGCCAUCUGCCAAUUUGACCUGGUCCCUUCUGCACAGGCAGCUCACAACUACUGCAGGUACAUUAAGAAACAGUGCAGGGAAGCUGACACAUACAGGCCUAACCUUUCUCCUUUGCUGCCAAUCCUACCACAAGAAACAAACAUCACAGCUACCGCUGCUACUCCUAAACGUGGUGGCCAGGAAACAGCCAGGAAGUCCUCGGGUCCGAGCCUUGCCAGGAGUGUUGCCGCCGCUGCCUCGGCUGUCAGAUAUGUAGCCUCCACCCAAACAAUAAAGCCCAACCCAGGGACCAUUCCUACACCCAUGAUGGGCACUGUGAUGCCAGUCACAGUCCAGCUUGGUUUGGCCUCUCCGCCCCUGAGGGCCAGGACCGAAACUGUCACAGCACCACUCAGGACAAGAGCACCCCCUACAAAACCACCAACUCCAAGAAUCUCCACUUCUAAAACUUCAAAUCAGAAACCCUCCAAACCCACUCCCCCAAAGCCCACUCCCCAUAACAGCAACAAAAAGACAGUUGCAAAAACAGACAACAAGAAGAAGCCUACUAUUCCUGCCACUACCAGCACCAAACCAUCCAAGACAAAACCUGACGCCUUAUCCGACCAAGAUGCAGUCCCAAAGAAACCACAACCUACCACAGCCAAGAAAACAUCUCCCAGUCCUAAAGUUAUGACAUCCAAAGCCACUCCAUCCAAACCCAAAACAAAUUCUGUCAAAGUUGUCCCUUCUAAACCAACAAUAUCCAAAGUCAACCCUUCAAAAUCAACAAUCUCUAAAACUGCCAAAACUUCUAAGCCAGUCUCCAAACAGGUCACCAAGCCAACAAAGCAAAUCAAAACAACCAAGGCUCCAGUCACCCUUCCACCUACCAGACCUUCAUACAACACGGUAACACCACCUGCUACUGAUGGCUUCCAGAGCUGGGACGUGCCACCUACUCAGUUCUCCCUACUGGCUGGACCUAUAGGACAAAAAGGAGAACCAGGCCCAGCGGGACUGUCAGGACCUCCGGGGAAGCCAGGCCUGCCAGGCAAGAGGGGUCCUCGGGGCGCUCCUGGUCCCCAUGGAAACCCUGGCCGACCUGGUCCUCCCGGGCUCAAGGGCAGAAAAGGAGACCCUGGCACCUCACCUGGGCCAGCACCUAAAGGAGAGAAGGGAGACCCAGGGAUCAUAGGCCCGGUUGGACUGACUGGACAAGAAGGUCGAAAGGGACAGAAAGGUUACCCUGGUCCACCUGGACUCCCUGGAGAACCUGGUGAACAAGGUCCAGUCGGAAGCCCAGGUGCCAAAGGUUAUCCUGGCAGGCAGGGUUUACCGGGGCCUAUAGGACCAGUGGGGCCUAAAGGCGUUCGGGGUUUCAUUGGAAUCCCGGGGCUUUUUGGCCUGCCUGGGCCUGAUGGCGAAAGAGGAAUUCCCGGUGAACCAGGGAAGAGGGGCAAGAUGGGUAGGCCGGGGUUUCCAGGGGACUUUGGGGAGAGAGGACCACCUGGGCCAGAUGGGGAGCCAGGUGACAUGGGAGCCCCUGGUCCAAACGGAGUUCCUGGACUUAUUGGUGAUAUGGGACCUGUGGGAGAGAUGGGCCUUCCAGGACCUAAUGGACUGAAGGGGGUGCCCGGAAAUCCAGGAGAACCAGGACUGAAAGGUGAUAAGGGUGAAAUUGGGGUCCCUGGAGAGCAGGGGGAGAUUGGGUACAAAGGAGACAAGGGCAUCCAGGGGGCUCCAGGGUUACCAGGCAUUCGUGGGAAACCAGGACCACAGGGCAAGACAGGAGAGAGAGGUCCUGACGGUGCACCUGGACCUCCGGGCCCUGAGGGUUUCCCUGGUGACAUGGGACCACCAGGAGAGAAUGGCCUUGAAGGACCAAAGGGAAAGCAAGGGGCCAGAGGUUUACCGGGGCCUCGAGGGCUGCCUGGCUUGGAGGGAGAUGAGGGCCCGAUCGGACCACCAGGCCCUACAGGACUCGAGGGUAGAAUGGGCAGAAAAGGAUUUCCCGGGAAGGUUGGGCCAGAGGGAGUUAAGGGGGAGCCCGGUGUCACAGGAAAGGUUGGACCUGUGGGAGAAAGAGGCUUGGUGGGUUUCGUCGGGCCUGUGGGAGAAGCAGGACUGGCAGGAGAGAAGGGGGAUCGAGGGGAGAUGGGCCUUCCAGGACCACCUGGAGAAAAGGGAUCAACGGGUCACCCAGGGACACCAGGGGAGACUGGGCCUACAGGACCACCAGGAAGACCAGGCCCUCCUGGAGCGACCGGGCCAGCCGGUACUAGAGGACCCAAAGGCUUGCGGGGAGCGAGAGGGCCGGACGGCCCAACAGGAGAGAUGGGGUUAGAGGGCAAGGCGGGUCUUGAGGGUCCUCCAGGAAAAAUAGGUUUCCCUGGACCACAGGGGAAGAUUGGAGAGGAUGGGGAAACUGGACCAAAAGGUUUUCCUGGUAUCCAAGGGCCCUCAGGACCUCCAGGGGACAAGGGAAUACCAGGCGAGCCGGGACCACCUGGGCCACCGGGGACUGUGGGACUGUUAGGAGAAAUAGGUCAAAAGGGUCCUCCAGGCAAGGUGGGGGAGCCAGGACUACCAGGCGAGCCAGGGGAGAAGGGAGCCAUUGGACCUGCUGGAAACAUCGGAGAGCAGGGACUAAUUGGACAGCGGGGAGAGCCAGGCCUAGAGGGAGAGGCUGGUCCAGCCGGUCCUGAUGGAGCUAAGGGUGAAAAGGGUGACAUGGGUCAGGAGGGCGACAAAGGAGAAAAAGGUGAAAUUGGGCUAAAGGGAAAGGAAGGCCCACCUGGAAGUCCUGGACUCACUGGCGUCAGAGGUCCAGAAGGGAAACCUGGCAAAAUUGGGGAAAGAGGCAAACCAGGGCCAAAGGGUGCCAAAGGUCACAUAGGUCACCUUGGGGAGACUGGGCCAAUGGGGAAGACAGGACCACCAGGUUUUGUUGGGCCAAAGGGGUCCAGAGGAACUAUUGGACACGUGGGAGCUCCUGGUCGAAUGGGGCAACAGGGAGAACCUGGUCUUGCAGGUUAUGAGGGCCACCAGGGACCACAGGGCCCCAUGGGGUCUCCAGGACCAAAAGGUGAAAAGGGCGAGCAGGGGGAUGAUGGGAAAGUAGAGGGUCCUCCUGGUCCUCCAGGUGACAUAGGUCCUCCAGGUGACAGAGGAGAGAGAGGGGAACCAGGGGAUCCGGGGUACAAAGGUCAGAUUGGUGUGGAUGGAGAGAGAGGCAGACCUGGAGCUCCUGGACAACCCGGACAGCCUGGACCUCGUGGGCAACAAGGACACAAAGGGGCCAAAGGAGAUCAAGGUCAGAAAGGCAAAAAGGGUCAGCCUGGACAAAAAGGAAGCAGAGGAACAGAGGGUGGGGGUGGUCCUCCCGGUCCCAGAGGCGUGGUGGGUCGAGAAGGGCAGGAGGGUGUGCCCGGGGUGGAUGGAGUUCCAGGGAAAGAUGGCAGCAAAGGCAUGCCGGGAGAGCAUGGUGAUGAUGGGGAGGCUGGUCUUCCUGGCAAAGCUGGCUCACGUGGUAAAACUGGUGUUCCAGGACUUCCAGGAGAGCAGGGGGCCAUUGGACCAAAGGGUGAGCAGGGUCUUCGAGGCCAGACUGGACCUCCAGGGAAAAGAGGCUUUAGAGGUGGGAUGGGGCUGCCAGGGCCACAGGGAGACCAAGGACCUAAAGGACAACCUGGUGACACAGGGGAACCAGGUUUUCCAGGAAUUCUUGGAGCUUUUGGACCCAGGGGGCCUCCAGGAGACUUUGGGCCAAAGGGCAUACGGGGAACAAAGGGGCCACAGGGCGCAAUGGGCAGAGGAGGAGUAGUUGGUCCAAUGGGAAUUAUUGGUCCCAGUGGAAGUGCAGGUCCUAGAGGAGAGAAGGGUAAUCGUGGAGAAACUGGAUUGCAAGGACCAAGGGGAUCUCCUGGACCUCGUGGACCCCCUGGACUUCCAGGCCCCCCAGGUGUCCCUCCAUCAUUUAAAGAAGAUGGUCUGUUUUUGGAUUCAUACACCUCACUCAGGACUGAGAAUAAGCCAGUGAUGGACCUGCCGAUGUUGGACCAGGGCGCAGAGAUCUUUAAGACCCUCCACUACCUCAGUAACCUGAUCCAGAGCCUGAAGAACCCACUGGGCACUCGGGACAACCCCGCCCGCAUCUGCAGGGACCUGCACAGCUGUGAACAGAAGUUAAACGAUGGCACUUAUUGGAUUGACCCCAACCUGGGCUGUUCGUCAGAUACAAUAGAAGUCUCCUGCAACUUUACUGGAGGUGGACAGACUUGCCUGAAACCAAUAACCGUAUCCAAGCCAACAAUCAGCGUCGGUCGUGUCCAGAUGAACUUCCUGCACCUGUUGAGCUCAGAGGGCGUGCAGCACAUCAUCAUUCACUGCCUGAACAUCCCAGUUUGGAGGCUGGCUGAGGAUCAGCCGGCUGCCCAGGGGUCUGUGAGAUUCAAGGCUUGGAGUGGGGAGGUAUUUGAGGUGGGAGGAGAACUUGAGCCAGAGGUCAUUGAGGACUCCUGCUGGAUAAAAGAUGGCCGCUGGCACCAGACCCAUUUUGUGUUCCACUCCCUGGACCCCGCCCUGCUCCCUGUGGUCGAUAUCUACAACCUCCCGAACUCCACUCCCGGCUCACAUUACCACCUGGAGGUAGGUCCUGUGUGCUUCCUGUGAGGGCUGCAGUGUAAGUCCUCUGACCAUGGUGGGAUGGAUGACACCUUCAUGCGG